AUGCAGGGCCUUGGCUCGGGAGACCGUAAGUCCUCAGGGCCAUCCUGCGCUCUGUGCAUGAAGCAGGACGCAGGAUUAGUACGUCAUCUCCAGCGGCGUCGCUCGAGCGUGGGCAGCUGCUCUUCCGAGCCUGAAGCGCGGCUGUGGCAGUGGCCGCCGCUCUGGGCCGGGCGGUGUGGGCGCCAAAGGCGAGGCCUGCACUCGGAGCUGCGCAGACGCCCCCUGUGUGCCGACCGCGCCCCCUGGUGUGCCGACCGCGCCCCCCAGGUGUGCGGACCGCGCCCCCUGGUGUGCCGACCGCGCCCCCUGUGUGCCGACCGCGCCCCCUGGUAUUGGUCCGCCGGAUGUGCGUCAUCAAAUGGCGACAGAUUUACGGCUGUCGUGCUCCCCAUAUCUGCCGUGGUGAAGGCAGGAAAGUUGGUGGAGGAGCAAAAGGCUACGAUGGAGGAAGAGGAAGAAGUGAAUGCAGAGGUGGCGGAGGAGCCGGACGAGCCGGAGGAAGCGGCCUGCAGCAGCAGCAGCAAGAAGAAGAAGAAGGUUGUUCCUGGUAUUGUGUACUUGGGCCACGUCCCGCCGCGAUUCCGGCCCCUGCACGUACGCAACCUGCUCAGCGCCUACGGCGAGGUGGGACGCGUUUUCUUCCAGGCCGAGGAUCACUUUGUGAAACGCAAAAAGAAGGCAGCCGCGGCUGCAAAGAAAGGAGCUAAAUACAGCAAGGACUAUACGGAAGGCUGGGUGGAGUUCCGAGACAAGCGCAUAGCCAAGAGAGUGGCGGCCAGUCUACACAACACUCCCAUGGGCUCCCGCAAGCGCAGUCCCUUCCGAUAUGACCUGUGGAACCUCAAGUAUCUGCAUCGUUUUACGUGGUCCCACCUCAGUGAACACCUUGCCUUUGAGCGCCAGGUCCGGAGACAACGUCUGAGAGCAGAGGUCGCCCAAGCAAAGCGAGAGACUGACUUCUAUCUUCGAAAUGUAGAACAGGGACAGCGCUUCCUUGCUGCUGAUGGGGACACCACGCGGCCAAAUAGCUCCUGGACAUUUACUCAGCGUCCCACCGAGCAGGAGCUGAGGGCCCGGAAAGCUGCGCGGCCAGGAGGGCGGGAACGAGCUCGGUUGGCCACCGUCCAGGACCAGGCCCGAUCCAACAGAGGGCUCCUUGCCAAGAUCUUUGGAGCCCCUGUACCUGCAGAGAGCAAGCCAGACCCAUAGCCAGUAAGGGGCCUCCUGAGGGAAGAAGAAAUACCUACAGCCCUGCCCCAUUCUGAUCCGCCUCCUGCAGAGUGUAACCAUCUAGGCAGAUGUUUUCUCUAUUCCACAGACCAAGAGUCUGGGAAAAGGCCUUUUUGUUGGUGUCUUUUACCUACUUUGACCAAACCCUGUUAGUGCCAGGCUGAGAACCUUACUCAUCCUAUCCAGGAUGAAGACCACUGUAGGUGCCUAUUGCGUUUUGUUUGAUUUCUGAUUGCCUGCCUCUUUCUCAGUGGGCACCUAACAGUUUGUGGCUGGAAGAGGGGACUCGCCUUCCAAAGGUAGUGGUCUGUGGUGUUUGUUCACUGUGGUGGAGGGCUGAAUUAACAGGAAUUGAAUAGUGGUCCAGUUUGAGUUUUAUAUUUGAAAAUAAAAAAUAAUUUAUUUUUA
Molecule: messenger RNA, 1638 nt
Organism: Apodemus sylvaticus (European woodmouse)
Lineage: Eukaryota; Metazoa; Chordata; Mammalia; Rodentia; Muridae
Gene: Abt1
Product: activator of basal transcription 1
Exons: 4
Coding region: 1-1209 (402 amino acids)
Biological process (GO): endonucleolytic cleavage in ITS1 to separate SSU-rRNA from 5.8S rRNA and LSU-rRNA from tricistronic rRNA transcript (SSU-rRNA, 5.8S rRNA, LSU-rRNA); small-subunit processome assembly; endonucleolytic cleavage to generate mature 5'-end of SSU-rRNA from (SSU-rRNA, 5.8S rRNA, LSU-rRNA)
Cellular component (GO): nucleolus
Molecular function (GO): RNA binding
Source: RefSeq, a predicted model, not a curated record